Messenger RNA from Cololabis saira (Pacific saury), 8334 nucleotides. RefSeq names its product ubiquitin specific peptidase 10 (gene usp10). The record is from RefSeq and is a predicted model, not a curated record. Gene Ontology annotation, cellular component: nucleus; cytosol. Lineage: Eukaryota; Metazoa; Chordata; Actinopteri; Beloniformes; Belonidae. Bases 245 to 2887 code for a protein of 880 amino acids. Gene Ontology annotation, biological process: regulation of autophagy; protein deubiquitination; DNA damage response, signal transduction by p53 class mediator. The transcript is spliced from 15 exons. Gene Ontology annotation, molecular function: cysteine-type endopeptidase activity; cysteine-type deubiquitinase activity.
UUCGGCGAGCAGAGCGAGGAGGAAGAUGUUGGACAGAAAUGGCGGCCACGGCGAGGCGAGCAGCGUGAACUGCUGAUGCAUCGCAUGGAUCGAAACUUUCGACUGUCGAGAUAUCGUCAAAACGGCUGACAAUGGCGUCGAAGUAGAGCAACCCCCUUCGCAACCGCCAUUACGAACCGCGACACCUUUCCCUGGGGAAGUUUUCUGUCUCGUCGGCGGGAGGAGAGAGAACGUUAUCGGGAGCAUGGCUUCUCACAGCAACCAGUACAUCUUCGGGGAGUUCAGCCCUGAUGAGAUCAAUCAGUUUUUUGUGACUCCUCGAUGUUAUGUGGAGCUUCCUCCAUUCAACGACAAACUUCCAUGUGUCAGUCAGACUUCUGGAAGUUACUGCACUCCUGCUGUACCUUAUAUUAUGGAGUCAAUGGGACUGCAGGUUUGUGGGGAAGACUACCAACGUAUUGAGUUUGGUGUUGAUGAGGUGAUGGAAUCCAAGCCUGUUGGGGCUAACGAUCCUUUGUACAAGGUGUCGAGUACCCUGAACCCUCAGGCUCCAGAGUUCAUCCUGGGCUGCCAGUCACCCCAGAAGGCUCAACAGACAGCUCCUUCAACAGCUGAUGUCCCUGAUGGAACCGACUUCAACUCGCUGGAUGGGCCUGAUGCUGAUGCUGACGCCGAUGCUGAUGCUGAGGCUUCGCCCCUGAACAAUCACCAGGCGUGCCCUGACAUGGAUGGGCUCUCUGGCAGCCUGGGACAGCGAGAGAGAAAGAAAAAGAAAAAGCGACCGCCAGGGUACUAUAGCUAUCUUGACCCUUCAGCUGGUGGUAAUAGCGCAGGUGGAGCGCCUGUGACUGCAUUGGUGAAUGGGCAUGCACUCACAGGCCCCCACCAUAGUACUGAGGAUGUGGACAAUAAAGCAUUGUCAGAGGCUGAAUUUUCCACCCAUGGAUCUGUCUCCAUGGCACCAUCAACAGCUGCUGUGUUUGCCCCCACAUCCACUGCCAAUCAGAGGACUUGUGAUAGCCCUGAUGACUCUUCUUUGGACUUAACCGGUGGAGCUGCCUCUUUAUCAGAUAGUCACAAUGCAACUUGCUCCUCUUCAUCCUCCUCUCAAAGCAGAGAGAUGACAGAGGGGCCAAGGACUGCAGAACAGCAGCCAGAUCAUUUGGUUCCACAGAGCGCUGAACUUUCAGACAACCCACACAGUCCCUGCUCCAAAUCACCUCUCCCUCCUUCAGCUGCUGUGGCUGUCUCCCCUGUCAUCACUUCCAAUACAACUACUGAACUAGAGGGCGGGGACGUAGCAGACAAUGGGGUGGCCAAUGGGCUAGAAGAGCCCAAUGCUCUUGUAAGUGCAGAUGGACACAACGAAGACUGCGAUAGUGUGGAGCAGGGACAGCAUCCUACCCCAGACUCUGCUGCCCAGCCUGUAGUGACAGAGCAGACAAAUUCAGCUACAAGUCCAGCUGCACCCACUGCCAAUCUUCCCAAAUCUUGGGCUAGCCUUUUUCACAACUCCAAACCUCUGCCUGGGGGCCCUCAGGCCUUUGUAGAGGUAAAGAAUGUUGUGGAAGUCGUGUCGCCCACUCCUGCUAUGCCAGAAGAGCCUGAAAAAGUUGGGGAGGUAAAAGAAGGUCCUGUCCAUGUAUCAGAGGAUCCAAUGGCCCCUAAACUUGCAGAACUUAUUGAGAAUGUGAAGUUGAUGCAUAAACCAGUGUCUUUGCAGCCCAGAGGACUGAUAAACAAGGGAAACUGGUGCUAUAUCAACGCUACCUUACAGGCCCUGAUUGCAUGCCCUCCCAUGUACCAUCUGAUGAAGUCCAUUCCUCUGCAUAAUGAAACACAGAGACCAUGUACCUCUACACCCAUGAUAGACAACUUUGUAAGGCUGGUGAAUGAGUUCAACAAUAUGCCUGUGCCAUCUAAAACCAAGCAGCAAGCUGUUGGUGAUAAAGCCGUAAAAGAUAUUCGACCUGGUGUACCCUUUGAGCCAACUUACAUAUAUAAACUUCUCACUCUCAUCAAGUCAAGUCUGUCUGAGAAGGGUCGACAAGAAGAUGCAGAGGAGUAUCUUGGGUUCACUCUCAACGGAUUGCAUGAGGAGAUGCUGGCAUUAAAAAGACUAAUCUCACCUCAGGAAGAGAAAGCUCCUACACCCAAUGGCCCAGAGUCACAGCCUGGGGUGGAGGAAGAUGAUGCUGAUAAGGAGGGAGAAGGAAGUGAGGAUGAAUGGGAACAAGUGGGUCCCCGAAACAAGACUUCCAUAACUCGACAAGCUGACUUUGUUCGCACACCCAUCACUGAUAUAUUUGGUGGACACAUCAGGUCAGUUGUGUACCAACAAAACUCUAAAGAGUCAGCCACUCUGCAGCCUUUCUUCACCCUGCAACUGGACAUCCAGUCGGAGAAGAUCCGCACAGUCCAAGAGGCUCUAGAAACCUUGGUGGCCCGGGAGUCGGUCCAGGGCUACACUUCUAAAACCAAGCAAGAGAUUGAGAUAAGUCGAAGGGUAACUCUGGAAGAGCUUCCACCCGUGCUGGUACUCCAUCUCAAGAGAUUUGUCUUUGAAAAGACUGGAGGCUGCCAGAAACUGACGAAGAACAUUGAUUACCCUGUUGACCUGGAAAUCAGCAAAGAUCUUUUGUCAUCUGGAGUAAGAAGCAAAGUUGUGAAAGGCCAAAGAACUUACAGGCUCUUUGCAGUUGUCUAUCACCAUGGAAACAGCGCGACAGGCGGUCACUACACCACUGAUGUCUUCCACAUUGGUCUUAACGGCUGGCUGCGUAUUGACGACCAGAUAGUGAAGGUCAUCAACCAGUACCAGGUGGUGAAGCAGACUGCAGAGCGCACCGCCUACCUGCUGUACUACCGCCGCGUUGACCUGCUGUAGACGCACACGCACAGACACGGAUCCCUACACAUGCAAGAAACAUGCAUGAAAAUAAUCACAAACACGCACACAACAAACAUGCUGAAAGUGCACUCACUGACAAUACAUCGACAUGUAACACAAACAUACACACCAAACUAAUGAACAGGAACACUGCCCAACUUGUUAUCUUGCAAGAUUUUCCUCCUCUGCCCUCUUAACCCCACUCUCCUGAGAACCAGCUUUUUCCAACGCCUUUUUCCUUGUCACCAUCAUUUCUUUUUUUUUUUUUCCUUUUUUGCCGAAGAAGAGAAGCCAGCUGCAUUCAGACAAGUUUCCUUGUGAUUACUCUUCUCUGCACACCACUGCUGUUAUUUUUUUGUUCCUUUCUUUUUGGUUAUAACUUUUAAAGCAGCAAGGAAGAACUGAAUAUAAUAGAGAGAUGGAGGACGUUACAGGUUUGGACCCGAGGAUUCACCUCUGACUGAGCCCACGGCUCGGCUCUGAUGGCAAACCGUGAACUCACUCACACAGGAGGAUCAUCUGCCACAGGCUGCAAGUGGACUGCAGGGGUAAUUCUCUCGUUCCAUUUACCUUUUUAAGGAAAAUUACCUGGAAAUAUCAGUUUUUGCCUUUCAGUAAAGGAGAACUGUCGGCCUAAUGAAUUUGCAGCAGUUUAAAAGCCUGUAUGCUCUUGCGCUUUGAAAAGGCCCAGCACCAGCAUUAUGAGUCUCUCCUCUCAAGGCCAGAUUGUGUUCUUCUCUGCCACCACCAACUCCUCCGUGUCCUCACUUUUAUAACGCUUUUAAAUCUCGGUACAGCUUGAUCCAUCAAAAGCAGAAAGGAAAAAAAGAGAGGUGGUGCAUUGCGGAUGGAAAUUUAACAGCUUCAUUGUUUUAAAAGAUCCUUGUUAUGGUAUUUGGGUUUAGAUUUAGAAAGAAUAUCUUUGAAAAAAAGAAAAAAAAAGAAAAAAUUAAUGCGCUUUAGAGUUUAAUGACAAAUAAGCUUCUGUGCACAAAGUAUAAACUGAUUACAAUAUGACAGGCAAAUGCAUAUUUUACAAAUAUUUAGAUUCUAAAGUAAAAAAAAAAAAGAAAAAAGAAAGAAAGAAAGAAGUUGAGCAGAUUGAAAACCUUAUGGGUCCUGAAGGACACAGCAAGUUUUUAGACUCAGUUCUUGCUCUGGAGAAGAGGCAACCAAUCAGAACAGAUUUCACUGCAAACCUUCCCUCGUUUACUUUGUACAUUUCCUCCUUCAUCUAUUUGUUCUCUUUCUGUCGAGGGUUUCACCUGUGUCUUGGUGGCUUAUCAGUGUAGUUUUGAGCCACGCAACCAUGUCACCCCAAUUUUGGAGGAAGUGGGGGCUGCCUUAGGUUCAGUGUGUGAUGUUUUUCCACUUGGUGUACAAAUCAAACCCUAAUCGGGCAGCAAAUGUGAGUCCAACAUUCAUUCCCUUCAAUCUGCAGUGAAGGGAAUGAACCCGACCUCUGUAUUUACUCGUGUAUGGCUCAGUUUCCUCCCACUUCAUCAGUGCUCACCUCUGCAUAAAAACCCCAGAUGUGCACACAAAAGGAGGUGACAUUUGCGUUUGAUGAAGAUAUUGAUUUUUGAAUCACAUUAAUUGAUUUCUUUUCUUUCUGUUACUAAAAUGUUAGGUUUUUUUUUCCUCUUAUUGUUGUUGAUCUUUUGUUGGAUGUCAUACUGCUCUUGCUCUAUUCAGAGAAGUUGCUUGCAUUGAAAUUAGUGAUUGAAAUAAAUUAAGUUAAACAGGGAAGAAAUAAAAUAAAAUUAGUUUGCUUUGUCCUUUUUUUUAUUUUAUUUUUUUUUAAAUUUUUAUUUCAUUCCAACCACCAGUAUCAGAUCCUCAGUGUUAAAAACAUCAGUUCAAGUAUUUGUGAAUAAUUUAGGUAUGUUUUUAAUCCAAAUUUUUUUUUUCUUUUGGUCUUAUAUGGAGUUUGCUUUGGUUUGUCAUGCAUAUCCAUCUGUCCAUUGAAACGAGGUACACGGGUGAAAGUGGUUGUUCCAUAUUUUCUCGAUGUCAGGUUGGAGGAAAAAGUGAUGCAGCAUAACGUUUCAGCAUUAUAAGAGCCAUGUUUGUAUUUAACAUAAUUUAACACCCCGUUAAUUGUGACUUCAGUCUCUUUGGGCUGCCUCAAAUUGAAAAUAACAUUUUCACAAUUUUCCAUUAGAUUAAAAAUGUUCCUAUCAUUAUAUGGUAUAUUGUUUUUUUUGGGGGAUUUUGCGAUGAGAAACCCUUCCCAUAUAAACCAAAGGAUGUAAUAUCGGCCCUGCUGCCUUUCUGUCGAUUCACAUUACAACUUUCUUUUGCCUUGUUGUUUGAGGUCUUGUUGCCAUGUCUUGUUGAACACAGGACAUGACAUGCUCUUUUAGACAGUUGAUCAUAACAUUCACAUAGUUCAGUUGCACUGCUGGCUCUUGUCAUUUCUGCCCAAAUGUGACAUUGCUGAUUUUACGUAUUUUCUUUCCCCUUUCAAAGAAUGUUUGGAAGAUGGAUAUUAGAAACGGACACCUUGAGCUUUCUGUUGUACAGUUCUAUCUCGGUGUCUGAUUGCUGGUCAGGAAAUGUGCUGGUGAAGAGCUUCAAUAAUGUUUUUCUUUUCAAUAUACUCCUAACACUAUUGUCUGCUUGGAACUGUUGGGAUAUUGAUCUAAAAACAAAAUCUAUUCUGUCUCUUAAUUUUAAACUUCCAGCAUUUUAUUUUGUUUAUUGUUCAAAUAAAGGAUUGUGCAAAAAGCAGUUUGCUAAUCAAGUGUAGUUUGAAGAGUAUUUGGCUUUCUUGUAGUAAACUUUGGAAACCUCUGCAGCCUCUACACCGUGGACUGGCCUACAAUACAAUGUGCACAAUAAACCAAAACAAUCCAGCGUCUUGGUCUGCCGCACAUUUUUAAUUGCUUUGUUCUUACUGUAUUUCUUUGUGUACUUGUCAUGUUGAAGCCUCUUUUCUCGAGGUUUAGCUGGCAGCCUCGGCACCCACUGCCCACACGUUUCUCCUGGGCCGUGGCUGAGCUUACCUUGAUCUGGGUUAAUGGGAAGCAGACUCCAUCAUUGAAAAAUUUGCCAUGUAAGAUUUUUCUGGCCUUCAGUAUUCCCAACUAUUUAUUCCGGCCUUAUUAAAAGUUGGACGCGCAUUGAGAAUGUGGCUUAGCUCGAGAACUUUUGAUCCAGUGUUAUAUUUUCUUUGCGGAUGUCAGGAGAUAGUCAUGUCUUUUUAUGGGUCUGCAGCUUGAGGAGGAAAAUUACAUGUGGGGACGCUCGGUAACGGACCACCUAUAUUCAUACGUUCCUUUGAGAUGAUUUUACACGUGUGUUGGCUCACUCCGAGCAGGCAGUCACCUUAAUGGUAUUGCAACAUCCACUGUGGUUUAGACGAGAGCAUUUUUCUGUGGGUUGGGUUGGGUAUCAAAAUUAUUCAGUGGUAUUGAGUAACUUAAAACUUGAAUUUUCAUUUUGGGCGAGAAGCCCCCCCCACCCCACCAACACAUAGAGCAGGUGUCAUUGAAUACCCAAGUUAUGUGUUCAUACAUAGCUGUGCAAACAAGUGUUUCACUCCUCGAUUAAUUCAAAUCUGUAACACGCAGUGUACAGUAUGAGAUCUUUCUGUUUCUUUAAACACAUUUUACUGGAGUAACGAAAAGCAUGUAAAAUCCAUACAUGAGCUUUAACAUCAUUGGACGUUUUAUAAUCAUAAUGUUGCUGACUGCUGACUAUUUUUAAGGUACGACACGAGGUACAUACGGAUGCCUUCAGCAGUUCUUGAAUUAUAUGGUGGGUUCCCGGACUGAAAGUUUACCAUUUUGUUUACCAAAUGUUUUUCCAUUGAAGAUGUUACAAAUCUCUUAAGCGUCAGUGCUCUUAAUGGUUCCUAUUGUAAAUUGUUGUGGUCAUGUUAAUCCGUUCCCCUUCUAUCCACUUCCUGUCUUAUUCAGAGGCUCGUCAGCGAUCUGUGUUUUCUAAGAAAAGUAAAAAACACAGCUUUAGCCAGAUGUUGUAGGGCCCUCAUUAGAGAUCCAAACGAGCCAGCACGCAUGGAGAACGGUUUGCGUUAGGGUUUGAUUCUGAUCAGAAUACCAACAGAACACGGUUCCCGUCAGUCAUGAUUAAGUGAAAUUGGAAAGUGUUUAGUUUUCAAGUGUGUAUGGUUAAGUAAUUUUUAGAGUUGCAUUAUUUUGCUUUGAAAGUAAGAUGACUCAACUUGAAAGCAAAGUUGUAAAUUCCCAGUUUCCAAUUAAUCUGGAAUGACUUACACAAGUAGUUUGAUGGAAGGCAGAGUAAUGAGUAAGACAUGUUAUCAGAGCUGAUUACAGACAUCUGUCAAACUCUGUACCGGGAAGUGCUUGUUCAGGUUUAUUCAAGCACCUACAAUAAAAGGGGGGUCAAAAACAGUUUCUUUCCUUUUUUGUUUAUUUUAACUUAGGAGGUUAUACCCUCUUAUUACAGACAUCCAGACAUUUUUUUUUUUUUUUUUUCCCCAGCCGUUGUUGUUGACCAGGUGUUUAUCUGCAAGAAACUGACCUGGCACCCAGGUGAGAAUGUUACGAUUCACUUUUUUGUAAAUAAAGUCAAAUGGAAAGAAAUCAUCACCCAGGAACAAGUCUGGUUAUAUGAGAAGCAAAAAUAAUUAUGAAAUGCUCAUUGCAUCCAUUUGUUGGUUUCAUUUGCCAAAACAACAUUUAGGUUGAAUGUCCCAAAUGGACCAGAGCCUUGAAGGGGAAGCACAUGGACCUGGCUACUAAACCAUCCAUCUGAUUUAACGUUUGCAUCUUUAUACUUGUGUUAACCUGUUUUAUAUUAGAGAACUACAGUAGGAACGUUGUUUUAAUAAAGCACAUUUUGGAGAUUGUUUGUGAAUGGAUGCACAUAUCCAAAGUAAAAUGUCAUUGUGUAGGAGAAAUCUUAAAUGAAAGACAUUGUGCUCCAAACUAGCUUUGCUCACGGCAAACUACAGUCCAAAUGUUUGAGCAGGGGCUAUGGAUGUCAAGUUUGUCUAGAGCCUCCAGGGAUGCAAAGACCAAAGUGCACAAGGAAACUCCAAAAGCCUGUCUUUUCUCUGUCCAGCGGUUCAGCAGCCUCCCUCCAUCUCUGCAGGACUUUUAAGGAAAGCUGAAGCGUGUUGAGCCAGGCUUCCUGUUCCACAUGCAUUUUUACUCCGUUUAAACCAUGCUGGCGGAGUCCUCGUGGGAUGAGGCUGUUUGAGGGUCCAGUCUGCUGGUAUUUGACCCGACUGACUGUGUUCUAGUAAAUAUGUGGGAUGUUUCAAACAGAAAUCCGGCACAUGAUGCAGAAGAAUGUGAACUUUUUGGGACCCAACACAGCUACUCUUCUGCAGACUCGGAUGUAACGGUGAACCAUGCUGCCCCGUGUUAGACGGGCCAUGUCUGUCCUACAGUGCUUUUAAUCGCCACUUUCCUCCGAUGAAGGUCCAAAUAAAGAUGAGCACUUGGUUACCU